CAAAUCCCUCGUGUCUUCUGCCCUAUUGUCACUUAUGAUCUUUCACAGUUUUCACAUUACCACACCUCAUUUACUUUAAACGACGAAUCAAGAAACCCAACCAUCCAAACAUGUUCCUUCUCAUCUAGUCUUCCCCUUAACAAGUUCCCUCCCACUUAACUGGGCUCAGAAGCCUCUCAUUGCUUAAGCUUUUGAGUUCUUACAAGAGAGAUCCAUCUCCUUCUCCAUUCUCUUCAUCCAAAACCAAUAUGGAUAAUCAAACCCACCAAUAUACUGAACUCAAUCAACCCCUGAUCUCCCCUAAAUCACCAUCUUCUUCUCCAAAAUCAUCUUUUGCAGAUAACCAAGCUAGCGACCAACUAGAAUGUAUACUAUCAGAUAUCCAGUUACCUCAACUGAAGCGUCUCCGGUUCGCAACCAUGAUCGAGCUCAAACUCCUCUUCUACCUCGCUGCACCCGCCGUCAUUGUCUACAUGAUCAACUACCUCAUGUCCAUGUCUACCCAGAUCUUCUCCGGCCACCUCGGUAAUCUCCAGCUCGCCGCUGCCUCCCUCGGCAACACCGGCAUCCAAGCCUUCACCUAUGGGGUCAUGCUAGGAAUGGGAAGUGCAGUGGAGACAUUAUGUGGGCAAGCAUACGGUGCAUCAAAGUAUGAAAUGUUAGGGGUAUAUUUGCAGAGAUCAACGAUCCUGCUUACACUAACUGCAAUCCCAGUUACGAUCAUCUACAUCUUCUCCAAGCCAAUCUUGAUCCUCCUCGGUGAAUCAUCAAGGAUCGCAUCAGCCGCUUCGGUGUUCGUCUACGGUCUGAUCCCUCAGAUAUUCGCCUACGCAGUCAAUUUCCCUAUACAGAAAUUCUUGCAAGCACAGAGUAUUGUGGCCCCCAGUGCUUAUAUAUCAACGGUGACACUGUUUCUGCAUAUGUUACUAAGCUGGGUUGCGGUGUACAAGAUCGGGCUUGGUUUGUUUGGGGCUUCGUUGUUGCUAAGUUUGUCGUGGUGGGUUAUGGUGGUGGCUCAGUUUGUUUAUAUAGUGAAGAGUGAGAAGUGUGAGAAGACUUGGACUGGGUUUUCAAUGGAAGCUUUCUCUGGGCUUUUUGAUUUUUUUAAGCUAUCGGCGUCGUCGGCGGUGAUGUUGUGUUUGGAGAUUUGGUAUUUUCAGAUACUGGUUUUGCUUGCUGGGUUGUUGGAGAACCCUCAGUUGUCUUUGGAUUCUCUCUCUAUCUGCAUGACAAUAAGUGGCUGGGUUUUCAUGGUUUCAGUUGGAUUCAAUGCAGCUGCAAGUGUGAGGGUGAGCAACGAGCUUGGAGCUGGACACCCAAAAUCAGCAUCAUUCUCAGUAGUGGUGGUGACUUUGAUAUCUUUGGUAAUCACAUUGAUCUUAGCAGUAGUAGUUCUUGCAUUAAGAGAUGUGAUCAGCUAUGCUUUUACUGGUGGAGAAGCUGUAGCCCAAGCAGUCUCAGACCUCUGCCCACUACUAGCCAUUACUAUCAUCCUCAAUGGAGUCCAACCUGUUUUGUCUGGUGUAGCUGUUGGGUGUGGAUGGCAAACAUUCGUUGCUUAUGUUAAUGUGGGAUGCUAUUACGUCGUUGGGAUCCCUUUAGGGGCAUUGCUGGGUUUUAAGUACAACUUGGGCGCGAAGGGAAUAUGGUCUGGAAUGAUAGGUGGCACAACAAUGCAGACCAUCAUUUUACUGUGGGUUACUUUUAGGACAGAUUGGAGGAAGGAGGUGGAGAAAUCUAUGAAACGCUUGGAUAAAUGGAAAGUCAGUGAAGAAUCAGUAGGAAAGGAGUGAUGGGAGCUUUAGAAGUUAUAAGAGAUGUCUGGAAACAUGUGAAGAGAAAGAUGGUAUGAUAUGGUGUGAUGUGGUGUGGUGUGGUGUGGUGUGAUGAGUGAGAGAUGCUUCAGCAGAAAGGAUAACCUACAAAGCUGCUGGUCAUUCAUCUCUGAAAUUGCUUUAUGAAAGCAACUAACAACUAGAUUUAUUAUGAGCCUCAAACUUUGUAAACCCAUGAGAAAAUCUGAAAUAGACGACUUCCUUAAUCUGUAUUGAUAUUGGCAGAAACGAUCGACUUAAGUGGCCUGUUUAUGGCAGAUCCCAUUUCACUCCUUCCAUUCAUUCUCUGAAGUUGAAAAUACCUUUUUUUAGUCCAAUCAAAGAGUCAAAUCUCAUGGUUGAAGAGAUUCUCUCUUCAUCAUGGUCGAAAAGAAACUGAACUCUGUAGUUUUAGUAAUGAAUUUUAGGUACUCCCCUCCCCUCCCCUUUUUUAUCAUAAAUGAUUUGAAGAAUUAGAAAUGAAAUCUUAUGCUUUUAUCUUGUUUA
This is a messenger RNA of Macadamia integrifolia, 2321 nucleotides long. Its product is annotated as protein DETOXIFICATION 40-like. Gene Ontology annotation, molecular function: xenobiotic transmembrane transporter activity; antiporter activity. Gene Ontology annotation, biological process: xenobiotic detoxification by transmembrane export across the plasma membrane. The record is from RefSeq and is a predicted model, not a curated record. The transcript is spliced from 7 exons. Lineage: Eukaryota; Viridiplantae; Streptophyta; Magnoliopsida; Proteales; Proteaceae. Gene Ontology annotation, cellular component: membrane. The coding region runs from base 249 to 1793 and encodes 514 amino acids.